Molecule: messenger RNA, 3742 nt
Organism: Temnothorax curvispinosus
Lineage: Eukaryota; Metazoa; Arthropoda; Insecta; Hymenoptera; Formicidae
Product: casein kinase I
Exons: 6
Coding region: 603-1658 (351 amino acids)
Biological process (GO): negative regulation of canonical Wnt signaling pathway; signal transduction; peptidyl-serine phosphorylation
Cellular component (GO): cytoplasm; nucleus
Molecular function (GO): ATP binding; protein serine/threonine kinase activity
Source: RefSeq, a predicted model, not a curated record
CGCGCGGCGUCGCGCCGGUGGAGUGACUCGAUUGAGCGGCAGUGCAGCUGUCCCCCUGCCCCCUCCGCGUCCCCCGUCGCGUCUUCCGCGCCGUCGUUGGCCGUCGUUCGGUGACGCAUCGCUUCCGGGAAUCGUCAGUCGCUGCUCUUCGUGCCCACACGCCGAGAGGGGAAAAUGUCGGCGCGCUGUCGACGGGGCUUGUCGUGCCGUUGCCAGUGAACAGCCCGCUCGUGGACACGUUACGACGAUCGCAUCGCGGCCCCCCGGCGACCCUGACUCGCCCGAAAUCCGGCCCGCGAAGCCCCAUACGCCACCGGCCGUCGCUUACCCUCGAUCCCUCGAUUCGGCUCGACCUUCGCACGCGCGCGAGAGAAAGAAAGGGAGCCAGCCCGAGAGGAGGAGAUAUAUAUACAUAUAUAUAUAUAUAUAUAUCGCGGGAGAGCGGUGGAGCGAGCGAAAGACGGCGGUAGAGGGAGAGAGACGGCGAGCAGGUGCAAAACUUACACCGCCGUGUAGAGGUCCCCGCGUUAAAGGCAGCGCAAAGGGAAGAGCCGUACGGCGAGUGGAGGUGAGAGAGAAGGCAUACGGAGGCGAGCAGUGACAUGGCGUCGUUGGCGAUGUCAAUAGCGAAGAGUGAGUUUAUCGUGGGUGGCAAGUACAGGUUGAUGAGGAAGAUCGGUUCGGGCUCCUUCGGCGACAUUUACCUCGGCAUCAACAUCUCCAAUGGCGAGGAAGUUGCAGUUAAGUUGGAGAAUAUGCGUGCUCGGCAUCCGCAGCUUCUAUAUGAAUCGAAGCUGUAUAAAAUAUUACAUGGUGGUAUAGGAAUACCACACAUACGUUGGUAUGGCCAAGAACGUGAAUAUAACGUUCUUGUCAUGGAUCUUCUUGGACCAUCUUUGGAGGACCUUUUUACUUUCUGUUCAAGAAGGUUUACAAUUAAGACGGUCUUAAUGCUGGCAGACCAGAUGAUUGGUAGGAUUGAGUAUGUCCAUUGCAAACACUUUAUCCACAGAGAUAUAAAGCCAGACAAUUUUUUAAUGGGGAUUGGGCGACAUUGUAAUAAGCUGUUCCUCAUCGAUUUUGGAUUGGCUAAAAAGUAUAGGGAUAGUCGCACGAGACUGCAUAUAAUAUAUCGCGAAGAUAAAAAUCUAACGGGUACGGCGAGGUAUGCUUCUAUCAAUGCACAUCUUGGAAUUGAACAGAGUCGUCGCGACGACAUGGAAUCACUCGGCUACGUUCUUAUGUACUUUAAUCGAGGAUCGUUACCUUGGCAAGGUCUCAAAGCUGCGACGAAGAAGCAGAAGUAUGAGAAAAUUAGCGAGAAAAAAAUGUCCACGCCAGUAGAAGUCCUAUGCAAGGGAUUUCCUGCCGAAUUUGCAAUGUAUUUAAAUUAUACGCGAGGUCUACGCUUUGAAGAAAGCCCGGACUACAUGUAUUUACGUCAACUUUUCCGCAUACUUUUCCGUACAUUGAACCACCAAUAUGAUUAUACAUUUGAUUGGACGAUGUUAAAGCAAAAGGCAGCAAGUAAUAACAUUAGCGGUGGAGUAUCAACAGCUGGACCAGGUCUCUCUCAAGGUGCUCAAGGUGCUCAGGGGCAAGGACAAGGUCAAGGUCAAGCACCUACUCAGGCCAACGCUCAAUCAGGAGCGCGCUAAGACUAUAACUCCUCAUUGUAGCAACAAUCUUGAUCGCGAUCACUAAAGUGUUUCAAACGAGGUACCGAAUUUCUUACAGAAGUUAUCAUUCAAAGAGUCAUAUCAGUCAACACUCUAAUUUCACACAAAGAGGAGAGUGAUGUAAUGUAACUACAAAUGUGCAGCAUUUGCGCAUAUGUGACAUAGGGAAACAUGAUUGUAUCACAUAUUUACUGAACUACAUGUGGAUGAGAUGUAACACUGGCAACUUAGAGUUUCGGCUGAUUGAACUUUUUGGACUUUGAAAUCCGAGUGAGAGACCAGCCAGCCAGAAAGUGGCUUGUUCUUAUUUUGUUAUUACGUAUUUAAUUUACCGUUGGUAAUUAUUGAAAAUAAAGAUUCUGUUGCCCCCUGAGGAAGAUUAAGGGCGUAUAUAUAUUAUCAGGCUUGUGAAUAUAAUGGGUGAUUUAAUUCACGAAAUUGUGCAACUUUCAUGGAGAGAAAGAGAGGACGUUCUGACCAUUCUUGGAUGCUCGCGUUAAUCUGCGAAGCGUGUGGUGUAAAAUUUUAUAUCUAUUCUACAAACAGAAAAGAGAUAUAUGCAAAAUAUAUGAGUGUUUUGUGAGAGUAUGAGUACUACCGUGGCAAACUGACAUUCUGCUUCCGAAAUUUUGUUUUGUCUUCAAUAUAUGGCGUGAUCGGCAUCCACUAGCGUGUGUGGAAUGUUGAGAAAGUGUUAAUAUUUUUCUUAUCGAGGAUAGAGUAUGUCAAUAGUAUCAAAGGUACUACCAUUGCACAUACUUUUGAUACGUUUGACUGGAAUAAUCUUUUUUUUUUUUUUUUUUUAAUAAAUGAACGAUUACGUCUCUCUCCGAUAUAAUAUUGACAAGUUAAAGUAAUAUUAAAGAUACCUUAAUAUUAAGGCAACAAUCUAACUUUUAAGUAUGUACCGUACUGUAUUGAGUAACGAGUACUCUAUCGAGAAACGAACAAACGACUAACGAUUCUAUUGUAGAAAUAUCCCUCGAUUUACUCUCUUUCUGUCUGUGAAUAUGUUUAUUAUAAAUCGCAGAAGUUAAACAGUCGUUGAAGGAGAAGAAGAAAUUUUGAAAUAGUGGAAAGUGGUUACAAGCUUACUUUCAUCUAGAUAAUGUGAAAAAAAAAGUUAUCUCGUGCGGAAAGUAUUCCUGUAACUGAGGCUCUAGGCUGGAUAAUUCUUCCGUAUAUAGUUUUUAAUAGCUGAGACUGUGCAGUAGCUAUUUCACGUGCUGUUGCUUCAAGAUUAAGUUUGAUAUUUUGUAUACACAUUUAAGGGACUUCAUACUUCAUCGACCAACGUUCUUCGUACAUGCAUACACACGUACAUACCGAGAGAAGUCGCCUCGAACAGUCAGAAUACUUAUUUGAUAUCGGCAAUUGCUAAAGAACUAUCGUUUCUAUUCAUAUUGUUUAAGAUUUUAGUUGUAUUAUUCAUUCUAGCUGCUAAACUCUUCACCUUCAUAUUCUGCGAGCAUUAGUUUCCAAAAGAACGUUACGAUCAUACACCUUUAACGAAUACGAAUAAUAUUAGCGUGUGUCACACGUCCUCGUCGUGGAAGGUACUACCAGUCGUCCGGUCAGCUUUAAGUACGAUUGCAAUGAUGAAUUCAACUGAAAUCUUAAAGCUUAUUAUAUCCGAAGAAGCGGAUUACGCUGCCUGGCGGACACACCUUUGAGAAUAUAAAAAAGAAUUAUAACCAAUAACCAUCCUCGAUUGAAUGCGUGGUUAAUUAUUAUUAUUAUUAUUAUUAUUAUGAAGGGGAUAAAUGAAAGUGUAAAAGUGCGCAUCAACAUGUGAGAAUGAAUGAGCGAGUAAGUUAAUAAAAUAACUAACGAUAUAUGCACUUAAGUACUAUCCGCUGUGUGUAUGUGUGUGUAUAUACAACACAUGUGCAUGAGAUAUAUCGCGAAACGUAUGUAUAUACAUAUGCACAUACACAUGUCUGUAUGUAUAAUAAAAUUGUGACAGUAAUUAAGGCAUACCUUAUUUCAUAAAUAUUUGAGGAAAUACAUCAACGGUUUACUGCUCCUUUUAUCUCUACAAAUAAAAAAUCUGGAAUAUUGUA